UUUCAACAUGUCGGAGGGGCUCAUUUGAAAUUCCCGCCCACCAGAAAUGGCUGUAACUCGAAGCGGUUCCGGUCGGCUGUCUGCUGGACUGUAAACAUACAACACGUACCGAUGCGGAAUGAGGAAUUUUUGUCUGGAAUUUCAUUGUGAUUAGUUUUGCUGGUUCUGCUCGAAAAUGUGUUUUUGAAAAACACUGACCGAAGUGGGUCGUCGUUCUAUUGACCAGAACAUCUGAGAGAUCAGCAUGGAAAAGGGACAACGUUCUUCCUUGUUAAGUUGUCCUGCAACACUGAAUUGGCAAGAAGCAAAAAUGAAGAUACCUUAACAUUACUGAGGUCUAGUCUGGGUAUCAUUUUAGACAGGUUUUAAGCAUGGAUGAGGGAACAUUAAAUGACUUGCUAGAGUGUUCUGUUUGCCUGGAACGGCUGGACACAUCUAGCAAGGUGUUACCAUGCCAACAUACGUUUUGCAAGAAGUGUUUAGAAGAAAUAGUCGUUACCAAAAAGGAACUUCGAUGUCCAGAGUGUCGUGUUUUAGUGGAGACAAGCAUCGAUGACCUCCCUCCCAAUGUGUUACUCAUGCGUAUCUUGGAGGGGAUGAGAAAUGCUGCUCCAAAAAGAAGAGGCACAGGAGCUCCUUCAAUAUAUCACCAGCGCUCCUACUCUCAACCAGUUGGUGGCACCAUCUUCCCAUACACUGUCGCUUCUGCUGUUCCUGCUGCUGUAACUCAACAUACACCUCUUGCACCUGAAGGUGUUCUAAGGUUUCACCCCAACAUUAAGCAGUUUCCACUUAUUCCACAAGCAUAUUAUGCUAGAGCUGUCUAUGACUAUGUCUCCAAAGAACCAGGGGACUUGAGUUUUAAGAAAGGUGACAUUAUUACAUUGAAGAAACAGGUAGAUCAUAAUUGGUACCAUGGUGAAAUUGGAGGAGUCCAUGGCGUAUUUCCCCUGUGCUAUGUUCAACUUAUGCCAGCUCCAACAAAUGUACCACAAUGUAGAGCUAUGUUUGACUUCAGAAUGGCAAAUGAUGAAGAGGAAGGCUGCUUGACAUUCCCCAGGGGGGAAAUAAUUACUGUGAUCCGAAGAGUUGAUGAAAACUGGGCUGAGGGGCGUUUGGGUGAUAGAGUCGGAAUUUUCCCCAUAGCAUUUGUUCAAAUGAAUGACGUUGCACGGGCCUUUAUGAAACUCUCUUCCAAUAUUCAACCUGGGCCUUCCCGACUAGCCCCUCCUACGCCAACAUCAGAGGAAACUACACCUCUGAUACCUACAGACCACAGUCAAGCUGCUGUUGCCCCUCAGCAACACCAACAGCAGCAGCAGCACCAGCAGCAACAUGUACAGCAACAACUGCAGUAUCAGCAGCAUCAACUGCAGCAACAACUUCAGCAGCAACCGCCGAUUCAACCACAGCAGCAACCACCACAGCAGCCACAGCAGCAGCCACCGCAGCAACUGGAGCAGCAACCACCACAACAGCAGCAGCCUUUGCAAGCCGCAGCACCAACCCAGGUUCAGCAUCAACCUGCCCUGCCAGCCCAAAUACUCCAGUCUCAAAAUCCAACUCAAAACUCUUCUCUGCCCCAGCCCGUCCAACAAAUUUCCCAUUCUCAACCUCAAUCCCUGUUUCAAACUCAACCUGCCCAGGUGUCCUCUGUACCAAAGCCCCCAACAAGUGUUGCUGCUAGUUUUAUCACUGAGUCAAGUUCCUCAACAUCUUCAAGCUCUACUACCCCAAACACUAGCAGCACCUCAUCGAGCUCCAGCUCCAGCACCACACCUUCAUCUCCGGCCUCUCCGCCACCAAGACCAACAGCAUGGAGUCCGAGACCUACCCGUUCAAGCUCAGGCACCAGUGGUUCACAUGAAAACAGCCAAUACAACCAGCAGAAGAGGCACAGCCUCACUGCGCUCCUUGCGGCUCCAGCCCAGCAGUCUUCAUCAAACAGGCACUCUGCGGAAGUUCUUGGUUCUGCUGACUUGUCGGAUACAAAUACUGAACCGCCUCUGAAUGGCGAAUUGGUUCGACAAGGCAGUGGCCGGCACCACCGCCGCUCGGGGAGCAGUGAAUUACCAUUGUCAAGUGUUGGGAGCGUUCCUCCCCCUUUGCCUCAAGGCAUCCACCCCUCUCUUGUCAACAACAGCAACCUUCCAGCAACCUACGUUGCCCUGUACCCAUACAAGCCUCAGAAAGCUGAUGAACUCGAACUGAGAAAGGGUGGUGUCUACACUGUCACUGAACGUUGCCAAGAUGGCUGGUUUAAGGGAACUUCAAACCGGACUCAGAAAAGUGGAGUUUUUCCUGGAAAUUAUGUUGCUUUUGUCAAGUCUGCCCCAGGAGCUCAGCAGCAGGUUCGGAGUGUCCCAAGAGGUGGCGUGAAUGCCAACACUCCGACUCGAUCUGCCAGUAGCGGUGCAGUCUCUCCUCAAGCCAGUGCUGCUGCUGCUUCUUCGUCCACUACUUCCCCCUCCCCUGUUAGUUACACAAGGGAGCGGAAACCUAACAGCUCAUCCCCACAGACAUCUAAUCUUCGUCAUCAAGCAACUGGAUCAGAUCCCCCUUCAUUACCUCCUCGCUCAGUUAGCCCUGCUCAGAGUUCCACCACAGCAAAUGCUGUGUCCUGGCACCCUCAUCCCAGUAAUCUAACUGCAACUGAUGCCACUCGAACAACUCCUUCAACUUCACCUCAAGCUCCUGCCCAAGGGACUCAAAGUAGCCCUCAAACGUCUCAAAGCUCAGUUUCCCCUAGCAGUGCAUCGGCUGCUCCAUCAACAACACCUUUGGGUACACCACUAAAAACAUCUUCCGAAAAGGUGAAAGAGAAGAAGGAGCGCGGCAGUGUCAGCCUUAUGCGACGGCUCACCAAUAUGAAAAAGUCCAAAUCACCCCCUCCUCCAUAUUCCAUGGACAAUCCGGUGUUCGAAGAUGGUUCUGUUUUUGGCACACCUUCACACAGUGUCCACCCUGCUCAUCCUAUCCAUGUUAGGUCGGGUUCAUGUCCAAGCCAACUCCUUCAGCUUCCUCAGCCUGAGUCCCUCCCUCAACAAUCUCAACCACAGCAUCAUCGCGCAGUGGCUGCUGCUGCUGCAGGAGCAGGGGCAGGAGGUUCUCAGCGGCUUCGCCAUAAAGAUCGCCCGAAUGUAGUAGUGUCAAAUUUUGCACUCAGUGGAAGGUCAGGGGAUGGAGUUGCUGCUUCUGCUUCCUCACAGGCAACUGGUAGUCACCAUCGAAAAUCGAACUCUCUUGAUGCCGGCAGUGGUCACAGCACCAGCUCCAACGGUCACAGCACUCACAGCAGCAACACUCCACAUGGAUCAAGCCAUGGAGAAUCCAGCCGAAAAUCCAAACAACUCGUUCAACCAGCUCGCGAGCGUUUUCGCUGUGUUGUUGCCUAUCCACCUCACUCAGAGUAUGAACUUGAACUCCGUGUCGGUGAUGUUAUCUAUGUUCAUCGUAAAAGAGAGGAUGGAUGGUAUAAAGGGACUCAACAACGCACUGGCCGAACAGGACUCUUUCCAGCCAGCUUUGUUGAAGCUUUCUGAGACACCGCUUCCGCUCCCUGCAUGUUUGAGACCUGCAUCUAAUAGUAAAUUCUGGGGGCGGAUUAAAAUUGACCUCUGGUAGUCUUUUUAAGCCUCUCUGAAUGCCUAAUACUGUUUUUUAAGAGGAGUUUGCUUCUAGAUUGUUAAUGCAGUUCUGGGCAGUGGUUUUCAGUUAUCAAAUACCUGUUGUCAUAAACCUGUGAUAUUGUUAUACUAUUGCUAUUGUAGACUGUGAACCUAACACAAUACGAAUAGCUUAGAGUGCUGCAUGCAAAGCACUUAAUUCAUACUAACUGAUUUGACUGUGGCAAACAAAAUCAGAAGCUCUUAUUGAUCAAUUUACCAAGAUAAUCACUUAAUCAUUUAUGGUGCACCUUGCCAGCUUGUGUGUUCAAUCUAGGUCUUGACCGUAUUUACUUGCCCUUUAAAUUAAGAUAUUAAGCAAACAAAUUACCUUCUUUGGUCAUCAUUGACAGUUUUUUUUUUUUUUUUAAAUGCGUAUCUUCUAGUAUUGUGUUGCAUGUAUCCUCUAAAUAUAGUAAAAAUGUUUUACUCUGUCAUUCACAUAUUGAGAAGAAAAUCUAGUUGUAUGCGUAUUUUAUCUGGCAAUGAAUGAAGUGAGCAAAAAAAAUUUGGCAAGCGCAUGAUAUAUUCCAAUUGAACUUAAUUGUUGUAAAUAUAUGAUUCUUGUUUUAGUUUUUGUGGAAGUAAGAAUUACCAUCUUCAACUUGCUUGUAACUGGUACUUGUUUAUAUUGUACCGUUAUGACAUUUUGAUUUUGUUACUUACUUUUGGAUUGCACUGAUAUAUUCUGCCAUAUUAAGAACAUUUGCUCCACUUGGUUUGUUUAGGUUUAGUGUAGGUAGGUAGACUUAUUAAUGACUUACACUUUUACAAAUUUG
Thrips palmi is the source of this 4444-nucleotide messenger RNA. Its product is annotated as E3 ubiquitin-protein ligase SH3RF3-like. The record is from RefSeq and is a predicted model, not a curated record. Gene Ontology annotation, molecular function: protein binding. Lineage: Eukaryota; Metazoa; Arthropoda; Insecta; Thysanoptera; Thripidae.